Leishmania mexicana MHOM/GT/2001/U1103 is the source of this 1008-nucleotide messenger RNA. RefSeq names its product d-isomer specific 2-hydroxyacid dehydrogenase-like protein. NCBI's taxonomy places the organism in Eukaryota, Euglenozoa, Kinetoplastea, Trypanosomatida, Trypanosomatidae. Bases 1 to 1008 code for a protein of 335 amino acids. The transcript has a single exon. Gene Ontology annotation, molecular function: NAD binding. The record is from RefSeq and is a predicted model, not a curated record.
AUGGCCCCUACCAUUUGCGUCUGCGUCGGUGGCGACCACUGCGCUGUGGUGUGUGAUGUUCUGAAGAAGCUCGAGGGCAGGAUCUCGGCCAUCGUGUGCGGCACCGAUGUCAGCUGCUUCGCUUCUGUGAAGGCAGACAACGAUGGCAUCUUCAUGAUUGUUUCGGAGAGCUGCGCCCACGCCGUCAUCAAGGAUCUUUGCGACGACUACGACAAGGAGGAGCGCCGUGUGAAGCUCAUCUACAGUCUCACUGCCGGCGUCGACGCGUACAAGCUCUCGGAGCUGAAGCAGGAGCUCUCCGGCAUCCUGUUCUGCAACUCGCAGGGCUGCUGCUCCAACAUUCUUGCAGAGUACGUCGUAUUCAGCAUGUUGUACUUCAAUCGUCUUCCAUGGCGCUUGGUUACCUCGAAGAAUGAGAGGAAGUGGGACCCCUUCAGCAGCAUUGAACUCAGCGGGCAGAAGGUCGUGAUCAUCGGCUACGGCGACAUCGGUGAAGCCUGCGGCGCGAAGGCGGUGGCGCUGGGCAUGCAGGUGACCGGCAUCCGUCGCAGCGGCGACAAGAAGACGGACAAGUUUGGCGUGAUGGUGCGCGGCAAUGACGCGCUGGACGAGUCGAUCCGCGAGGCCGACUUUGUCGUUUCUGUGCUGCCCGGCACGGAGCACACGAGGCACUUCUUCGGCAAGGCGCUCUUUGCAAAGAUGAAGCCGAGCGCCGUCUUCAUCAACAUUGGCCGCGGCAUGUCGGUGUGCGAAGCUGACAUCAUCGAGGCUCUCAAGAGGGGCACUAUUCGCGCUGCUGCUCUCGAUGUGUUUGAGGUGGAGCCGCUUCCGAAGGACUCUCCUCUGUGGGAAUUACCUGACAGCAAGCUGCUGUUGACAGCACACUCCGCAAACUUGACGGGGGAUGUCGUGAAGCGCACCAUGAAAGUUUUCACGGAUAUCUUCGACGAGCUCAGCGCCCAUGGCACUGUUUCUGCCCACACAGUGUGCAUGGAUAAGGGCUACUAG